UUUCAUUGAUUCUUGGAGGGACAGACGUGUUACAAAUUAGAAAUCCAUUAGCAGUUUCUUCGACGUGUUGCAGAGAAAAACAAUAUCAAAAGCAGAAAACAUCGAAUAUAUGUGCUUUGAUUUAUUGUUAUAUCAAUACUUAUGUAAUUAACUGAUACACUGCAUAGAAAAGGUGACUUGGAUGACGACAACGUUUGGGUGCCUUAACUUUCUUUUGGCUGCAAUUGGAACCAUCGAGAGAGGAAAGAAAAACAAAGAAGCUAAGUCUGGUGACAUCGCGGGGCUUCUUUCCAACUGCGUAGGAAUCAAUACGGAAAGCUACAAACAGGAGUAUAUUUCAUACGUUCCAAAUCUAAAAACCUGAGACCUAAGUGUGACUGGAAUAGACCAGAAGAGGCGGACCGCAUAUCUUCAAUUUUAUUGGAUAAUACAUGCCAUACGUCACUCAUUAAGAAGAAAUCAGAAGUUCUGAUUGCAUUUAGCUUAUUUAAAGAGCGAAGGUUCAAAAUCUCAGUUGUUUGUUUUGGAAAAAUGUCCCCGGCAUCGGAAACUAUUAACCGGUAGCCUACUGUAGGCAAUUAGUAAUUUAUUUAUAUAUUGACCGUUGAUAAGAGCAUUCAGAUUUGCUGUCUUGAUUAUAAGCUUCAUAAGCGAUAGACGCAUUGUUUGUCUGGAAUCAUAUGAAUCCAUCUAGCAACAUCUUAUUCAUGAAGACUACACAAUGGAAAGUUGUUGUAAGGACGUAGGAUUCCAUGGGGCUUUUUUAACAGUCUUCUUGCUUCUUGCAGUCUCCUUAGCUCUAGCGGAUGGUGAUUCAUAUAACAUAGUAUCCAAAGAGAAGCAACUGAUAAAGUCUCUCCUAGACCGUUACGCUACCUAUGGACGCUAUGGGAGACCUGUUGUUAACACGUCCGAGAUCAUUACCAUUAGAUUUGGUCUUUCUUUGAUCCAAAUUCUGAAAGUGGACGAAAAGAAUCAAGUUUUUGAGACAAAUGUUUGGGAAACGUUCACCUGGAAAGAUGCAUUGCUAACAUGGAACCCUGAUGAACAUGAGGGAAUCAAAAAGAUUCGCGUGCCCUCUGAACAAGUCUGGAUUCCGGAUUUAAAACUUUACAAUUUCGCUGACCCAAGACUGAAAGAAAAGCGAGAUGCUCUGGUUGUAGUAGAACAUGACGGUUCUAUCCUGUGGAUACCACAAGCCAUACUCCGCAGCAACUGUCCAUUUAGUACUACAUACUUUCCCUUUGACACUCAGACCUGCAAAAUGAAAUUCGGUUUUUGGACAUACGAUGGAACUCAACUGGACCUCGACUUUUUUCAAGAUGUUCAUCAGAUGUCUGUAGCAGAUUAUCUAAGUGCCACGGAAUGGGACAUAAUUGCAAAUUAUGCUAACAAAACAGAAUUCUUCUAUGAAUGUUGCCCAAAUCAACCCUUUCCAGACCUUACCUUUUACAUAACGAUCAAGAGAAAGGUGGCUUUUUAUACCUUUAUUUUAAUUUUACCAUGUGCUCUGCUGUCUCUUCUGACAUUAGUGAUAUUCUGGGUUCCACCUGAAUCACCUGCAAAAUUAGUUCUUGGGAUGAACGUUUUUGUCGCCUUUUUCGUCUUGUUACUAUUACUGGCAGAAUCAACGCCAAAAGCCGCAGAUAGUGUUCCUCUGAUUGGAACUUACUUCUGUUUGAGUAUGAUAAUGAUCACCCUGUCCACCAUUCUGGCUGUCAUAGUGACAAACAUGUUCUUCCGAGGUGUUCGAAUAAAUCGCGCACCUGCAUGGCUUCGAACGCUUAUGAUCGACAUUGUUGCUCGAAUAUUUUUCAUCCGGCAUCAGCUUGUCGAAGAACAACAGCCGGACACUUCUCAGAAAGUAGUGUGUUCCCAGGUCCGUCUGCUGAAUGAUGGAAAAGAGGAACGAACAUUUACAAUGCCCAAGCCCCCAUCUAUGCAAAACACGGGAUUGCAGCAGCAAAAUUCGGGUGUUCAACACAUCUUUGAACAAAACAAUUGCCAUACUUCUCCCGAUAGCAACGACAACGAAAGGCUUAAUAUACUCAAAUCAAGCCUUGCAUCGGACCUUCGGAAAAUUCGUGAAAUUCUGGAAUUUCAUAGGGAUAAGAAAGAGAAAUCAGAGAGAAAGGAAAAAUACGUCAGAGAGUGGAGGGUUAUUUGCUGUGUUACAGACCGUUUGUUCUUCCUGUGUUAUCUUAUCAUAAACAUAACAAUGAUCAUCGUCAUUUUCUAUGGAAUCAAUUGAAAAUUCUCCUCUUUAAAACGCAAAAUGAAGUAGUUUUUUUCUUGCUUUGUAAAAACUGUUUUGAUUUGCUUUUUGGUUGAAUGUACAGAAUAUAUUAUGUUGAUGCUUACUUUUAUUCAUAAUUAAUCCAAUGUUUUGGAAGUCUGUGUUUGCUCUGCUCCUAUUUUGUAUUGUUUUAUGGACUUUUGAUCUUGAAUACUGUUCAUUAUCUCCAUAUGUUUUUUUAAUUAGUUUUUAGUACUUGCUUAUCUCUUCUUUUGAAACCUGAAUUCAAACAUUUUGGUAUCCUUUUUUUUAACAUGUACAAGACUGCAGAGUACACAUGUAUGAGUCUGACAUUUCAGUAUUGACGCUGCAAUAAUGGAAUAUACAUUUUUUUUAUCAUAUACAUCCCUAACUUAUUUAUUGUAAUAUGUUGCCAAACUUCUUCAUAAUUUAUUAAAGUUUUUAACUUAUAAAACACAGUAUUUAUUUUGAUCAUAAGAAAGAUGAAAUGAAUGGUAAAUGCAUUGUAAGGAAAACCAGUUUGGUGUAAACGAAACCUCAAGAGAUAUUUAAGAUAGCAAGAAAAUUAUUAAGAUUUGGUUUCUAUGAUAUCUUAAUUAUCAUGUAUGCAUGUAUAAAAAUAGAAUUUUACAACAUAUGUGAUCUGUUUUGUUUUAUCAUAUAAAAGUCUUUUUUAAAGGAAGCAAUAAGAAAGAUAUCUUUUUUUUUUUUUGCUUUCAC
This is a messenger RNA of Saccostrea cuccullata (small rock oyster), 2977 nucleotides long. Its product is annotated as acetylcholine receptor subunit alpha-1-B-like. The coding region runs from base 722 to 2251 and encodes 509 amino acids. Gene Ontology annotation, cellular component: postsynaptic membrane; plasma membrane; synapse. Lineage: Eukaryota; Metazoa; Mollusca; Bivalvia; Ostreida; Ostreidae. The transcript is spliced from 7 exons. Gene Ontology annotation, biological process: nervous system process; regulation of membrane potential; monoatomic ion transmembrane transport. The record is from RefSeq and is a predicted model, not a curated record. Gene Ontology annotation, molecular function: acetylcholine-gated monoatomic cation-selective channel activity; transmembrane signaling receptor activity.